AUGGACGUUUGCGACGAGUGCAGUACACCCCGAACGCAGGAUCCCGUGCAGUGGGGGACAGGCCUUCGAGGGGGCCCAAUCAUCGAACCCGAUGGUACAUAUGCUUCGACGAGUCUUCCUCGUAUACCAACAAGAAGCGAGGCAGAGCAAGCGGGGCUGCUGGAAACAUAUGAGACGAUCCUGGGGGAAUCCGCCGUCCGAGACGCUCUCAGGGAAGCAUAUAGCCGGGUAGCGUACCAUCUGGCAGAAAGUCAAACGUCCUGGAAGGCGUACCUCGCUUUCGAAAUGGCUUACUUUCGGCAUGAUCGGAGCGCCGCACGCAAAGAAGUAGUUAAGCAGGCUUUCAUCUCACGUCUCCGCGUUCCACACAUGCAGCACGACCAUACUGCGCAACAACUGUCAGCGUUUGUCUCCAAUUUUCUCAAUCCGGAGGAGUAUGAGCCCAUCAUGGCCGCAGCAAGCAGGGGUGCAGCAGCAGCAAAGGAAGCAUUUACGCAGAGGGAGCGUUACGAAGACAGAUUUGCUGCAGCAAAAUUCAAAGGAGACUUCCAAGCUGUCAAGCCGUAUUUGCGAUGGCAGGUAUCGCAAAAACCACUUGAUCUGCUCAUGACUUCGGCGCUAUACAAACGUGCUAUUUUUGCUUUUGCUCAACCGCCGACGCUGACAGAAGAUGAGAUCCGAAAUCCUCCAACACCUCAUUUCCAGGCAGAGGUGAGAGAAGGUAGGGCUGGCAAAGCGAACUAUGCUGCUGCGAAAGAGGCAGAGAGACAAGAGCUUGCAGCCAAAGCUGCGCAGGCUGAGGGUCUCUGGGUGGACUACCUCUCUUUCCUUGCUCUGCACAAAGCCACGCCAAGUGAGGUGUUAGACUCUUGUGCGCAAGCUGUACGCUCUUUGCCAGGCUCAGGCAAGACGUGGGCGAUCUAUCUCCGAAAUUUGGCGCGACUGCAUCGAGGCGAGGUAGAAGUUGCCGAGGCCUUCAAUCGUGCCCUUUCAAAUGGACAGUGCUUGCAAGACCCCGCCAGCUGGGCGGAUCUGCUUCUUGGCCGAUGCGACGCAGAAAAAGAAUUUGUCUUGCUAGCUGCGGCUGCAGAGCAGGGUGUCUCCGUCGAAAAUGUUGUUCUAGCUGGUGAUGUAGCCCGCUUUUCGCAGGUGUUUGGAGUGAUCGAAUUCUGCAUGCAGCUUGCGCCCACCCAACCGCUGCCUGACCCGGAAGUCAGACUCGAACGGUUUGCUUCAGGCUGGUGCGAGCGAUGUGGUGCAGAGACUGCGGCCUUGGCUGAUGAGCUCUGGGAAAAGACCCUCACUGCUCAGCCAAAAAAUGCCAAAGCUUGGCAUGAGGCAGCUCAGUACUGUAUCCGUACGAGUCAAGCUGCAAAAGCACGUUCACUGUUCAAGCAAGUCAGCGGCAAGCCCGGUUUGGAGAACAAGGCCCAGCUUCUGGACGCAUGGCUGGCAUUUGAGCAUGUCUAUGGCGGAUGCGCUGAAAUAGAAUAUGCGGCCAGGAAAGUGAAGGAGGAGACGGAACGAGCUUGGGAUGCAUAUUAUCGCUCAUACGCUGCGCAGCAAGGUCAGUAUAACCAACUAGCUCAGCUACCGCCAAAAGCAUCCUCGUCAUCAGCGAACGGGAAGCGUUGCGCCGAGGAUGUUCUUGACCCAGCCGAGGCAUCCACCUCCUUUCACGCAAUGCGCACCAGCAACGAGGCUUCCAAGAAGAGCAAGGCACUCCAAAAAGGACCGACAAAGGACCGCGAAAAUUGCUCAGUUCUUGUCAGCAGGCUUCCCCAAGGAAGUACCGAGCAGGAUCUGCGAGUGCUGUUCCGCGGUUGUGGCGAGAUUGUCGACAUUUCGGGUCCCAAGGCGCUUACCGACGGGACAGCGGCCGCAUUGGUUGAGUUCAGCGAUCGGGGGGCGAUUGGAGCCGCUCGCACUCGAGACAAAAAACAAGUUAGAGGAUCGGAGGUUGCGGUGCACAUUGGUCAUGAAUGCACACUCUACGUCACCAACUUCCCGGAGGCAACUGCCGACGAGGACAUUCGAUCCCGAUUUGGCAAGUAUGGCAGCAUUUUCGACGUGCGAUGGCCCAGCAAAAAAUACGCAUCCAGGCGUCGCUUUUGCUACGUCGAGCUUACGUCACCGGAGGCAGCGCGCUUAGCUUUAGCCGAAGACGGCCAGCACCUGAGCGAGCUCAAUACGCUCCAAGUGGCCCUGUCCGAUCCAGAGCGGCGGAAAAUGCGCUCCGACGCGAAUGUGAACGAGCGAGAAGUGUACAUCACCGGUAUCCAUCCGAACGCGGUUGAAGCUGAAGUGCGCGCGCUGUUCGAGCUGCAUGGGACAGUUGAAGGCUUCAGGAUGCCGCUUAGCGAUGCUGGUAAAGCCAAAGGUAUAGGCUUUGUUGAUUAUCGAACGCCUCUCGAAGCGCAAAAGGCUGUCGCUCAGGUCAACGGCUCGACAUAUCAAGGUAAGGCUCUCAAGGUCAGCAUCGCAAACAAGCCAAGCGGGCCAGUGCGUGUUGGCGGGGGUCAGGGCUUCCGCAGCCGAUCGAUACGUCUACAUGGCCUCCCCGAUGAUGCACAAGAAGCUCUGAUACAGCAACUGGUUGAGAAGGUGGUGGGUGCAGGGGCUGUCAAGAAGGUUGAGUGGAAUCCAGGGCCAGAGAGUCGGGGCGAGGCGAUCGUUGAAAUGGUGGACCCAGCUGCGAGUCAUUCGAGCGGAUCCGAAUCAUAG
This is a messenger RNA of Tilletiaria anomala UBC 951, 2724 nucleotides long. RefSeq lists its product as uncharacterized. The coding region runs from base 1 to 2724 and encodes 907 amino acids. The transcript is spliced from 4 exons. Lineage: Eukaryota; Fungi; Basidiomycota; Exobasidiomycetes; Georgefischeriales; Tilletiariaceae. The record is from RefSeq and is a predicted model, not a curated record. Gene Ontology annotation, molecular function: protein binding; RNA binding.